Molecule: messenger RNA, 1826 nt
Organism: Mugil cephalus (flathead mullet)
Lineage: Eukaryota; Metazoa; Chordata; Actinopteri; Mugiliformes; Mugilidae
Gene: psmd12
Product: proteasome 26S subunit, non-ATPase 12
Exons: 11
Coding region: 108-1478 (456 amino acids)
Cellular component (GO): cytoplasm; nuclear proteasome complex; proteasome regulatory particle, lid subcomplex
Source: RefSeq, a predicted model, not a curated record
UCAGCUCUCCAGCUUUCUUUCAUUUGACAAGCAAAAUAGGGCUAGCUUGAGUUUGGUCGCGAGAAAAGAAUAACUGUACGUGUUGUCUUCACUUGUAGACCGCAAAGAUGUCCGAGGAACGAUCUGAAAGGUCUGAUGGGAAGAUUGUGAAGAUGGAGGUCGACUACAGUUCAACUGUAGACCAGCGUCUCCCGGAGUGUGAAAAAAUGGCCAAAGAGGGCAAAUUGCAGGAGGCCAUCGAGAGCCUGCUAUCAUUGGAGAAGCAAACCAGAACAGCGUCCGACAUGGUGUCAACGUCCAGAAUUCUUGUCGCUGUCGUCCAAAUGUGUUAUGAAGCCAAGGACUGGGAUUCCCUGAAUGAAAACAUCAUGUUACUCACCAAGAGGAGGAGUCAGCUCAAGCAGGCUGUUGCCAAAAUGGUUCAAGAAUGUUAUAAGUACGUGGAUGCUGUGACUGAUCUGACCAUCAAGCUGAGACUUAUCGACACCCUUCGCACCGUGACGGCUGGCAAGAUCUAUGUAGAAAUCGAGCGUGCCAGGCUAACAAAGACUCUGGCUAACAUAAAGGAGCAGAGUGGAGAGGUCAAAGAAGCUGCUUCCAUUCUCCAGGAACUUCAGGUGGAGACGUAUGGCUCCAUGGAGAAAAAGGAGAAGGUGGAGUUUAUCUUGGAACAGAUGAGGCUUUGCAUUGCCGUCAAGGACUACAUCCGCACCCAGAUCAUCAGCAAGAAGAUAAACACCAAAUUCUUCCAAGAGGAAGGCACAGAGGAGUCGAAGUUGAAGUACUACAACCUGAUGAUUCAGGUGGACCAGCACGAGGGCUCGUACCUGUCUAUCUGCAAACACUACCGGGCCAUUUACGACACCCCCUGCAUCCUGGAGGACAGCAGCAAGUGGCAGCAGGCCCUGAAGAGUGUGGUGCUGUAUGUGAUUCUCUCCCCUUAUGACAACGAGCAGUCAGACCUCGUGCACAGAAUCAGUGCAGACAAGAAAUUGGAAGAAAUCCCUAAAUACAAGGAUCUUCUGAAGCAGUUCACAACAAUGGAGCUGAUGCGCUGGGCUUCCUUGGUGGAGGAUUAUGGGAAGGAGCUGAGAGAGGGGUCACCAGACAGCCCCGCCACAGAUGUGUUCUCUUACUCAGAGGAGGGAGAGAAAAGGUGGAAAGACCUGAAGAACAGAGUGGUGGAGCAUAACAUCAGAAUAAUGGCUAAAUAUUACACCAGAAUCACAAUGAAGAGGAUGGCCGGACUCCUCGACCUCUCCAUUGACGAAUCGGAAGAGUUCCUCUCCAGCCUAGUUGUGAACAAGACCAUCUACGCCAAGGUCGACCGGCUUGCUGGCAUCAUCAACUUUCAGAGGCCCAAAGACCCCAACGACCUUCUCAACGACUGGUCGCACAAACUCAACUCUCUCAUGUCCCUCGUCAACAAGACCACGCAUCUCAUUGCCAAGGAGGAGAUGAUCCACAACCUGCAGUGAAACAACAACCGUGCACGUUAUUUUAUGUUCUGAUUCAUUUGUUUUUUCCCCUUCUGUGGGAAUGUUUUUGAGUAUGUGGUAUUUUGGCCGACUGUUUAUGCAGUCUAAUUCCAAUGUUGUUUAAUUGGAAAACAUCUACAAUACAAAAACUGAUUCCCAAGAUUGUUGUUUUUUACUGUCCAGUAAAACAUUAACAAUAAACACCUCUCAUUCUUUUGAAUCUCCAUCUCUGUGUUAUACAAGACUGGAUCUCCACAUAUGUUACUCUUGGCCUUUUGAUGGAGUACUUAAACAACCUUUCAAUGUAUGCUUGGAAAUGUAAACAAUAAACUCCUCGCGUUUGGUUAA